This is a messenger RNA of Fraxinus pennsylvanica, 936 nucleotides long. Lineage: Eukaryota; Viridiplantae; Streptophyta; Magnoliopsida; Lamiales; Oleaceae. The record is from the annotation of a GenBank genome assembly.
AUGGAGGUUUUGGGUUCUCUACAGUGUAUGCUAUCUCCAAUUCAACCCAAUCAAAUCCCACCUUCAAAUUCAAAAAACGCCCAUCUUUUAACAAGGCGUAAAGCCUUGACCUUUACUUCUUCUAUUGCUGCCUUUUACUUCCAAUUUUGUCAAAAUUCAGAUAUUUCUGGUUUUCCCUCUGCCAUUGCCCAACCAGUGGAUGAACUUCAGCAAGAAGAAGAUCGGGCCGUUCAAAUCUUCCAGGGAACUUCAUCUUCUGUUGUAUUCAUUAAAGACCUUGAAUUAGCUAAAAUCCCCAAGAGUACUUCUGAAACUGUGCUACCUGAGGAUGAGAAUGUAAAAGUGGAAGGGACAGGUUCAGGUUUCAUCUGGGAUAAGUUUGGUCACAUUGUGACGAACUAUCAUGUAGUUGCUAAAUUGGCUACAGACAGAAGUGGAUUACAACUUUGUAAGGUAUCUUUGGUUGACGCAAGCGGCAACAGCAUUAUUAGAGAAGGCAAGAUUGUUGGAUUUGAUCCAGACUAUGAUUUGGCAGUCCUUAAGGUUGAUCUCAAAGGAAAUGAACUGAAGCCAGUUACUCUUGGUACAUCUCGUGAUUUACACGUGGGUCAAAGAUGCUUUGCCAUUGGAAAUCCAUAUGGAUAUGAGAACACUUUAACGACGGGGGUUAUAAGUGGAUUGGGCAGGGAGAUCCCCUCACCAAAUGGAAAAUCCAUUCGAGAAGCUAUUCAAACAGAUGCUGCUAUUAAUGCAGGUAAUUCAGGUGGACCAUUGAUUGAUUCCUAUGGUCAUGUUAUUGGAAUUAAUACAGCCACGUUCACUCGCAAAGGUACUGGGAUGUCAUCUGGGGUGAACUUUGCAAUACCAAUUGACACAAUUGUCCGCAUUAUACCUUACCUGAUUGUCUAUGGAACACCUUAUACCGACAGAUACUGA